Caenorhabditis elegans is the source of this 1114-nucleotide messenger RNA. RefSeq names its product Replication factor C subunit 4 (gene rfc-4). NCBI's taxonomy places the organism in Eukaryota, Metazoa, Nematoda, Chromadorea, Rhabditida, Rhabditidae. The transcript has 8 exons. The record is from RefSeq and is marked reviewed. Gene Ontology annotation, molecular function: ATP hydrolysis activity; ATP binding. Gene Ontology annotation, cellular component: nucleus. Bases 8 to 1012 code for a protein of 334 amino acids.
AGAAACAAUGGAAGAACCAAUGGAAGUUGACAAUAAAAGACCAAAGGUGCUCACCUGGACAGAAAAAUAUCGUCCAAAAACGCUAGACGAUAUUGCAUACCAGGAUGAAGUCGUCACAAUGCUGAAAGGAGCGCUUCAAGGAAGAGACUUACCACAUCUUUUGUUCUAUGGACCACCAGGUACUGGUAAGACGUCAGCAGCUCUUGCAUUUUGCCGCCAACUCUUCCCAAAAAAUAUUUUCCACGAUAGGGUUCUUGAUUUGAAUGCAUCGGACGAGCGUGGUAUUGCAGUUGUUCGUCAAAAAAUUCAAUCCUUCUCCAAGUCAUCUUUGGGCCACAGCCAUAGGGAAGAUGUUCUCAAAUUGAAAAUUAUCAUACUUGAUGAAGUUGAUGCGAUGACCCGAGAAGCACAAGCAGCAAUGCGCAGAGUUAUUGAAGAUUUUUCCAAAACUACUCGCUUCAUUCUCAUCUGCAACUAUGUUUCCCGAUUGAUUCCUCCAGUUGUGAGCCGUUGUGCCAAGUUCCGAUUCAAAUCACUUCCAGCCGAGAUUCAAGUUCAAAGAUUGAGAACAAUUUGUGAUGCAGAAGGAACUCCCAUGAGUGAUGAUGAACUGAAACAAGUUAUGGAAUAUUCAGAAGGUGAUUUGAGACGAGCUGUAUGUACACUUCAGUCAUUGGCUCCAAUUUUGAAAAGUGGCGAUGACAAUGCUCGAAAUUGCUAUCUCCGUGGUUCUUCGGACAGUUUACUCAUUUCAAACGUUUGCAAAUCAAUCCUGACUGCUGAUGUUCCCCAAAUAAUUGCAUUGACAAAGGAUAUCACAAAAUCGUGCACUGGUGUUGCUUUCAUUCGUCGUUGUUUCCAACAGUUGAUGGAUGAAGAUGUUAUCAAUGACGAGAAUAUUGGAGUAAUGGGGAAACUGGUUGCGACUUGCGAAAAGCGAAUUUUGGAUGGAUGUGAUUUGGAAAACAAUCUCCUCGACUUUCUGCUCACUCUUCGUGAAACUAUCCAAUGAUAAAUUAACACAAUACGGUUUCAAUUUGCCCAUUGAUUUCUCAACUUCAAAAUUCACGUGUACUAUAUAUAAAUUUUAACAUUCUAUAAACAAUAGUUUUGU